Molecule: messenger RNA, 1683 nt
Organism: Candidozyma pseudohaemuli
Lineage: Eukaryota; Fungi; Ascomycota; Pichiomycetes; Serinales; Metschnikowiaceae
Exons: 1
Coding region: 1-1683 (560 amino acids)
Source: RefSeq, a predicted model, not a curated record
AUGCCCGCCGUUUCUACCGCCAGCACUAUCACCAAAGCAUCUAAGAAGAAGAGUUUCCCUAAGAAGUCGUCCACUGACAGAGGCUGCCUCAAGGAAAGUGACGCCCACAUUAGGGAGAAAAAAUUGAAGGACAAGAAGAGAAAGCGUUCUCAGAGAAAGCGUUCUACUAAGAACCCCAAGGAGGACAAGAAGGAGCCUUCUAAGGAAGACGUCUCCAAGUCCACCCCAGCUCAGGCUUCCAAGCCUGUUGAGCCCACCAAGGAAACGAAGAAGUCCAAGAAGUUCCUCUCCAACGAGGGCGACUGCUACUACCCUUCCCACUUCUUCACUUUCCAGCUCAUUUUUGAGGACUUUGUGCCUCUCAACCCAGGUCAGACUUCUUACCUUGAGCUCUACUUGGCCCAAAAGAAGGAAGAGUGUCCAGAGGUUCAGGAAACUUCCGAGCCCGAGGUCAUUCCUGUUCAGCACUUGCCUGAACCAGUCAACCCAAUUCAGGAAACUCCAGAACAGGUCAUCAACCCAGUUCCAGUUCAGGAAACUCCAGAAGCCGAGGUUACCAUAACUCCAGCAAUUUCCCCUAAGCUCGAGGUUUCUAACAAUGUCCAGGCCGCACCUUUGCCCUUGGACUUUCCCGUUUUCAAGACUUGGUCGUCUUUGUCUCAGACUGAAAAGACCUACUACCCAGGCGACUUUCUCCACUUCAGAAAGUCCCUCAAGGAAGAGGAAAUUUCCUACCUUCCCAAGGAUUUCUACUUCUGGCAGGACGCUGUGUCCGAGAAGCCUGAAGAGUCCUUCACCAUCGAAGACUUUUUCGAAUUCCGUCUCGUUCUUGACGAGCUUGUGCCUCUCAAUGCAAUGAAGAAGAGAACCCCAAAGACAAAGAGGGUCAUCCUCGUUGAUGACGGACACCUUUUUGUCACCGACUUUUUCAGCUUUCAGCACAUUGUUGAUGGGCUCGAGUCGCUCGAGGGGCAGUUGUCUGACUACGAUUUCUGCUUGCGUGAAGAGCACUUUGAGUUGUACUCCAGAGGAGAACCAGAACCACAACCACAGCCAGAACCACAACCAGAGCCACAGCCCGUGAAGACUCAGGAGGUCUACUUCCCCGAAGACUUCUGCAACUUCUUCCAGCUCUGGACUUCCACUCCCAAGUACAACAAGGUUUUCCUUCCAAAUGACUUUUUCUUUUGGAAGGACGCCACAAACGAUGAAGAUACUCCUUCAUUCUUGCCACGGGACUUUUUCCACUGGCAGAGUAUCACCAACGAAAAGAGCAGCGAGUCCUUCCUUCCCCUGGACUUCUGCUUCUUUCAAGACAUUAUCAAGUCUAUCGAGCCAGUACCUGAGGUACACCCUAAGGCUCCAGACAAUAAUGUGAAGAGGAAAGAGACCAACUCCAAGCUUCCCCUGGAGUCCACCUCAUCCUCCAAGCCCUGCUUCGUGCAGCCCAGCAAGCAGUCCAAAAAGAAGGCACGUUCUUCAAAGGGAAAGAACCGCAAUAAGAAGACGCAGGUUCCCUUUGAACUUGUUUUCGAACCAGCACCUCCGGUUCCCGCUGCUUACGAGCCGAUGCAUGAGCUGGAUAGCUCUGCACGUUCCUCGUUGCUUGAUUUGUUUGAGUACGAGGACGAGUUUUAUGAACCAGACUUCACCCUAGCCAAGGGAGCUAAGUGGAAGUACUGA